UGAAAAUAAACUAGAACUCGUAUCGUGUACGUGCAGUAAAAUGGCUGAAGCCAGUGUUACAGAAGAACAGUUUGUCUGUCCAGUGUGUCUGGAUCUCCUGAAGGAUCCAGUAACAAUUCCAUGUGGACACAGUUACUGUAUGAGCUGUAUUACAAAAUUCUGGGAUCAGAAGACCGUCUACAGCUGCCCUCAGUGCAGACAGACCUACAAGCCAAGACCAGUUUUAGGUAAAAACACAAUGCUGGCUGAAGUGGUGGAGCAACUGAAGAAGACAAGACUCCAAACUGAUGUUCCUGCUGCAAGUUUCAUUACACCUGGAGACGUUAAGUGUGACAUUUGUACUGGAAGGAAAUCAAAAGCCGUCAAGUCCUGUCUGGUGUGUCUGGAAUCGUACUGCCUAACUCAUUUUGAGCAUCAUGAGGAAUUUCACUCAGGAAAGCGACACAAAGUGACUGACGCCGUUGGUCAUCUGCAGCAGAUGAUGUGCCGUGAGCAUAAUAAGAUUCUGGAGGUUUUUUGUAACACUGAUCAGCAGUACAUUUGCGUGCUUUGUGUAAUGGAUGAACAUAGAAACCAUCACACUGUAUCAGCUGUUUCGAAGAUGGCAGAGAAUGAGAGUCGUUUAAAGGAGAAACAGAGAGUAAUCAAGGAUAGAACUGAGCAGAAACAGAAAGCCAUUCAGCAGCUGAGAGAAGCUAUUAAGUCUCAUAAGCGCUCUACACAGGCAGCAGUAGAAGACUGUACGAGGACCUUCGCAGAACUGAUUCGCUUCAUUGAAAGAAGUUGCUCAGAGUUGACAGAGCAGAUCCGAGAUCAAGAAAGGGCUGCAGUGAGUCGAGCUGAAGGACUUAUGGAGCGACUGAAGCAAGAGAUUGAUCAUCUGAAGAGGACAAACACUGAAUUGGAGCAGCUUUCACACACAGACUGCAAUCAUAUCCGUUUUCUUCAGAGUCUGAAGUCUCUCUCAGCUCUUCCUGACUUUACAGAAAAGCUCACUUUCGAUUUCUUCUUUUCCUUCAAUGGUGUGAGAAAAUCUGUCUUUCAUCUGAAACAGAAAAUGGAGGCUUUCUGCAAAGAGGAAAUUAAAAAAAUAUCUGUCACACACAGCAACAUUAUUCCCAAGACCAGAGAGGAAUUUCUUCUAUAUUCACAUCAACUGACUCUGGAUCCAAACACCGCACAUAAGAAUCUCUGUCUGUCUGAAGAGAACAGAACGGUGACUUACACAGGCACACCACAGCCACAUCCUGAUCAUCCAGACAGAUUUGAUAAAUGUUUUCAAGUGUUGGGUAAAGAGAGUGUGUGUGGACGCUGUUACUGGGAGGUUGAGUGGAGUAAUAGUGUGCAAAUAUCAGUGUCAUAUAAGAGCAUCAGCAGGAAGGGACAUAGCAAGGAGAAUAGAUUUGGAUGUAACAAUCAGUCAUGGAGUUUAUUCUGCUCUCCAUUAAAUUUCUUAUUCUGGCACAACAGUGAAGGGAUUGAACUUCCCGUACCAUCCAGUUCCUGUAGAAUCGGAGUGUUUGUGGAUCACAGUGCAGGAACUCUGACCUUCUACAGCAUUUCUGACACAGUGAGGCACAUCUACAGAGUCAGGACCACAUUCACUCAGCCUCUCUAUAUUGGGUUUGUGGUUGGUUAUGAAUCGUCAGUAAAGCUUUGCUAACAUUUUGAUAUGAUUGAUGACAUAAUGUGAUAAAAAUGAUGUGAUGUUUAUAAUCAUUAAAAAUAAAAUCAUUCCAUUGUAAUUUACUAUUAUAGUUAUUCAAUUUAAAUGCAGUUUUAAU
This is a messenger RNA of Danio aesculapii, 1784 nucleotides long. RefSeq names its product finTRIM family, member 55 (gene ftr55). Gene Ontology annotation, molecular function: protein binding; zinc ion binding. Lineage: Eukaryota; Metazoa; Chordata; Actinopteri; Cypriniformes; Danionidae. The coding region runs from base 41 to 1663 and encodes 540 amino acids. The record is from RefSeq and is a predicted model, not a curated record. The transcript is spliced from 6 exons.